Pyrenophora tritici-repentis Pt-1C-BFP is the source of this 375-nucleotide messenger RNA. Its product is annotated as POP1 domain containing protein. Lineage: Eukaryota; Fungi; Ascomycota; Dothideomycetes; Pleosporales; Pleosporaceae. The record is from RefSeq and is a predicted model, not a curated record.
AUGCCAUCUUACCCACCACUAUCGCCCACUGGCCUUCCCAGCUCCCCACGAGUAAACCGCCAAAUGCAGAUGCUCUCUCCAGUCGAAACAUACUCUGACACGACACCACGCAACUCGUCAUCAUCACCAGACGCAAUGACAUCUGAAAAACCAAAGGCCCGCGACAUCUUCGCCGACGCCACCAUUCCCCUCAGCCCAGCAACAUCAACCUCAAGCUCCGAAGAGAAUCCCUACGCCGGUCUCGCACCACGAAAGCGCAACGGCUUCGCCCGUCUAUUCUGCUGUCUGGGCCGCGAAGAGCGCGCCCGCCGACGAGCAGACCGUCACCUUGAAUUCGUCAAAGUCGGAGAGGAAGUCCAUUGGACAGAGUACUAG